GUUCCUUCUUCCCUUCCCUGAAGCCCUCAGGAGUAGCCUUCAAGAUUAUCUUCUGGCUGGGCUACUUCAACAGCUGUGUGAAUCCCAUUAUCUACCCCUGCUCCAGCAAGGAGUUCAAGCGAGCUUUCACCCGUCUGCUCAAGUGCCAGUGUCGGCGGAGGAGGCCCAUCUGGAGGGUUUAUGACCACCCUUGGCGAGGGGCCUCCAUCAACGGCUCCAGCCGCUCCCGGAUCUCCACCCUCAACGGGUCCUUCAUACUGAACUCCCGCAGCUUGGAACGGUCGAGCAAGAGGAGGACUCUGAACUGCAAGAGGUGGAGGAUAUUUUCUCCUUCCCACAAACCCACCAUCCAGCUGAAGGAGAAGAUGAACAGCCUCUCCCACAAGAUUCGUGGGAGCUCCCUCCGGGGCGGCAUGGCGGCUUCCUUCAAAACCGAGGUGGAGUCGGUUUCCAUUGGCAUCCCCAAUGACUUCUUGGAAUGCAUCGACUAUCAAAUGUACGACGAUCUGACAGACUCCGAAUCGUGUGGGCUUAAAGAAACGGAUAUUUGACACAAUGGGGUGGUGUUUUUUUUCUCGAUCCCAUUGGGUUUGUCUCCAUCUUAUAAGUGGACAAAGGCGGGUGCACUCCGUGAGUGAGACAGGUAGACUAACCAAGGUAGUCACAGCCCGUUGGUAGAAAUCCAUGCUUUGCAUACAGAAGAAGGCCCCAUUUUCCCUUUGACCCACAA
This is a messenger RNA of Notechis scutatus (mainland tiger snake), 730 nucleotides long. Lineage: Eukaryota; Metazoa; Chordata; Lepidosauria; Squamata; Elapidae. The record is from RefSeq and is a predicted model, not a curated record.